AUGACUGAAAUGUGUGUAAAUAAUGGGCAAAAGCGUCCAGUUUUUCGAUAUGCCGAUUUUGAUUUGCCAGAACAUUGGGACAUUCAAUCGGAAAAUAUUGCACAAUUUCCCUUACAAGUUAACUCAACUGAAUACAAUGAAGUUCGUGCUUUAUUUGACAAAACAAUGGCUAAACAAUAUAGUGAAAUAGUUCGUAUAGAUCGUAUCCGAAAUAAACAAUGGCCAAGUAUGCUAAACGGUGAACGAUGUAUGUUUGUGGCAAAUGUAUUAGUAGGUAAUAGUGCACUAGGAAACCGACACAUGAAAACACCACCUUCAGGUUAUGAUUCAACAACUGAUGGAAAACAUAUCUUCGUCACAUAUCGUGAUGAUCAAGCUUAUGCAGCAUAUCUUAUUGUUUACAAAUAA
Rotaria sp. Silwood1 is the source of this 408-nucleotide messenger RNA. The record is from the annotation of a GenBank genome assembly. NCBI's taxonomy places the organism in Eukaryota, Metazoa, Rotifera, Eurotatoria, Philodinida, Philodinidae.